Apaloderma vittatum (bar-tailed trogon) is the source of this 1785-nucleotide messenger RNA. RefSeq names its product DEAD (Asp-Glu-Ala-Asp) box polypeptide 10 (gene DDX10). Gene Ontology annotation, cellular component: nucleus. Gene Ontology annotation, molecular function: ATP binding; nucleic acid binding; RNA helicase activity. The annotation marks the transcript as partial. The transcript is spliced from 12 exons. The record is from RefSeq and is a predicted model, not a curated record. Lineage: Eukaryota; Metazoa; Chordata; Aves; Trogoniformes; Trogonidae. Gene Ontology annotation, biological process: rRNA processing.
AUAAAUGCAAGUGAAAUUCAAAGAUUUUCGGAUUUUCCAUUGUCAAAGAAAACUCUAAAAGGAUUGCAGGAAGCUCAGUAUCGCGUGGUAACAGAGAUACAGAGGCAAACCGUAGGUUUGGCUUUACAAGGUAAAGAUGUACUUGGAGCUGCGAAGACUGGAUCAGGCAAAACCUUGGCUUUUAUUGUACCAGCUCUGGAACUUCUGUAUCGCCUUCAGUGGACUUCAGCUGAUGGGCUGGGGGUUUUGAUAAUAUCGCCUACCCGGGAACUGGCAUUUCAGACCUUCAAGGUUCUGCGUAAAGUGGGAAGGAAUCAUGAUUUCUCAGCUGGCCUUAUCAUUGGAGGAAAGGAUCUGAAAGAAGAGACUGAAAGAAUUCACCAAAUAAAUGUGCUAGUUUGCACUCCGGGACGACUUCUACAGCACAUGGAUGAAACUUCCUAUUUCUAUGCCUCUGAUCUGCAAAUGUUGAUUCUUGAUGAAGCGGAUAGAAUUUUAGACAUGGGGUUUGCUGAUACAAUGAAUGCAAUCAUUGAAAAUCUGCCUAAGAAACGCCAGACCUUGCUUUUUUCUGCAACGCAAACAAAAUCCGUGAAGGAUCUUGCACGACUGAGUCUGAAAGAUCCAGAAUAUGUUUGGGUUCAUGAGAAAGCCAAAUUCAGUACUCCAGCCACUUUAGAUCAGAACUAUGUUGUUUGUGAGCUUCAGCAAAAAGUAAACAUGUUAUACUCUUUCCUGAGAAGUCACUUGAAAAAGAAGACCAUUGUGUUUUUUGCAAGCUGUAAAGAGGUCCAGUAUCUCUUCAGAGUGUUCUGUAAGCUUCAGCCUGGCCUUCCUGUCCUGGCACUUCAUGGCAAGCAGCAUCAGAUGAAGAGAAUGGAAGUCUACACGUGUUUUGUUCGGAAAAAGGCAGCAGUGCUUUUUGCUACAGAUAUUGCAGCUCGCGGCCUGGAUUUUCCAGCAGUAAACUGGGUCAUUCAGUUUGAUUGUCCAGAAGAUGCAAACACAUACAUCCACAGAGUAGGAAGAACAGCCAGAUAUAAAGAAGGUGGUGAAGCUUUGUUAGUGUUGCUUCCCUCAGAAGAAAAAGGCAUGGUGGAACAGCUGGCACAGAGGAAAGUACCUGUCAGUGAAAUCAAAAUUAAUCCUGAAAAACUUACAGACAUCCAAAAGAGGAUGCAAGCUUUCUUAGCUCAAGAUCAGGAGUUAAAAGACAAAGCCCAAAGGUGUUUUGUGUCCUACUUGCGUUCAGUUUACUUAAUGAAGAAUAAGGAAGUAUUUGAUGUUUUCAAGUUGCCUCUAGCAGAAUAUGCCCUAUCACUUGGUCUUGCAAUGGCACCUCGUGUGAGAUUUCUUCAGAAAGUGCGGAAACAGCUGUGUGCGAGUGAGGCAGCUGAUGGGACAGAUCACCUGAAGGAGACAGAGCAAAAUAAAAAUACUCUCUCCUCAGUAAAUGCGGAAGGAGUGGAGAAAUGUGGAACUAAUUUCAAUGAAAAGGCAUCUCUUAACAAAACAAAGGAAAAGGAGAGAAGGAAGGAAAGGGAAGAAUAUUCUGCUUCUAGUGAAGGUGAUGAGGAGAGUGGUGAGUCAGAGGAUGACUCUAAAGAGGUAUCUGAGGAGGAGGAAGAGGAAAAAGUUCCAAGCAGGGUACCAAACCCGGAAUCCGUGCAGUUCUUCGAAGAUGAGGACUUCAGCGAUGAUGAUGAUGAUACUAACAAUCUUGAUUUGCUGACAGUGAAACGACGGAAUGUUUUUGGCGUGGAAGCUAAAGAUAAUCCUGCACCG